Molecule: messenger RNA, 5375 nt
Organism: Pteronotus mesoamericanus
Lineage: Eukaryota; Metazoa; Chordata; Mammalia; Chiroptera; Mormoopidae
Gene: MAML2
Product: mastermind like transcriptional coactivator 2
Exons: 5
Coding region: 948-4319 (1123 amino acids)
Biological process (GO): Notch signaling pathway; positive regulation of transcription of Notch receptor target
Cellular component (GO): nucleoplasm; nuclear speck
Molecular function (GO): transcription coactivator activity
Source: RefSeq, a predicted model, not a curated record
CUCUCUUGAUACUGUAUUAGAAUUGAGCCGGGGGUGAGGAAUAGAAACGUAAGCGGGAGGGGGGGGGGGAAUGUGUUGAAGGAUCUUUCUCAGUGGCUAGCGACUUCAGACUGCUUUCAUUUAAGGCUAGGAAACCUUAGAGGGAAUGAGGAUUUCACCGGUGAUUGGAUUAGCCGAAGAGAAAAGCAUGAUCCAAAAGUCCAGUUACUGACAUUGUUAACAAUUGAAAAGCCGUCUCCCUCUUUUGGGAGAAGACAUCCCACUGUCCCCAAAGGAGAAAACACCGGAGCGAAGGGAAAGGGAGGAGAAAUUAAAAGUCAAAAGACAGUCUCUCUUAAUUUUUGUGUGUUUUCAACAUUGACUUCAAAAACCUUCUGAAACAGCACUUUUUUUUUUAACCCGAGUAAAAGUAAAGGCUGCGGGUUACGUACACCGUGGUAGCAAUGUGUUUCUCAACAGAAACAUCUCCGUAAAGAAUUUCCGAAACAACUAAGUGAGGGGGAGUCCAGCUCUCUAUUAAUACUUCUCUCAAUUCCCUUUGCCGGCUCUGUCUGUCUCGGGCUUGACAAUCCCUGAAUUCUUGCUCUAACCCCCACAUUGUGGGCUGACACAGUACCUAGUGGCUCUUGUCAGCUUGGUGGGGGCAGGGGGACCCCACCAACUCUGUCCAACUUCUCUCGAGCUGUCAAAUGCAAUUAGAGUAAGUUGAUCAGGGUUCGUUUCCAACUUAUCCUCUGCAGUUGGUUUCUAUUCUUGCUCCUCAUCCUCUUUUUACUAAGGCCCCUCCUCCACACCUCCUCCACUGCUCCCCCCAACCUCUGAAGACCUCUAUUCAUGUGGCCCUGAACACUGAGCUCACAUUGUCAAAACAGAUUUUCCUGCAAUAGCCAGCAAUAGCCUCCUUCCACCUCACCAUCCCAGAGGCAGCAGUCAUUGUGUCCACUAAGAUGGGGGACACAGCGCCCCCGCAGGCCCCCACAGGAGGGCUAGGAGGGGCCCCUGGGGCGGGGCUCCUUGGAGGGGGCUCAGUCACCCCAAGAGUGCACAGUGCUAUUGUGGAGCGCCUCCGGGCUCGGAUCGCCGUCUGCCGCCAGCACCACCUGAGCUGUGAAGGACGCUAUGAACGUGGUAGAGCUGAGAGCUCGGACCGGGAAAGAGAGAGCACCUUGCAGCUCCUGAGCCUUGUCCAGCAUGGCCAGGGGGCAAGGAAGACUGGCAAACACACCAAGGCCACUGCGGCUGCUGCCACCACUACAGCCCCUCCACCGCCCCCUGCUGCCCCGCCUAUAGCUUCCCAAGCAUCAGCGACAGCAGCCCCACCGCCCCCACCAGACUAUCACCAUCACCACCAGCAGCACCUGCUGAACAGUAGCAAUAAUGGUGGUGGUGGUGGGAUUGAUGGAGAGCAGCAACCACCAUCUUCAGCCCCCGGAGACCAGAGGAACUCAGCCCUGAUUGCGCUCCAGGGUUCCUUGAAAAGAAAACAGAUAGUUAACCUGUCUCCUGCCAACAACAAGAGGCCCAAUGGCUUUGUCGACAACUCAUUCCUUGAUAUCAAAAGAAUCCGUGUUGCGGAGAACCUCUCUGCAGGACAAGGGGGCCUCCAAGUAAAUAAUGGACAAAGUCAGAUUAUGUCAGGGACCUUGCCUAUGAGCCAAGUACCCCUGAGAAAGACUAACAAUCUGCCCCCCCAUACACAUUCUCCUGGCAAUGGCAUGUUUAACAUGGGCUUAAAAGAAGUAAAGAAGGAACCAGGAGAGGCUCUGUCUUGCAGUAAGCACAUGGAUAACCAAAUGACCCAGGAGAAUAUUUUUCCUAAUAGGUACGGAGAUGACUCCGGAGAGCAAUUGAUGGAUCCUGAACUGCAGGAACUGUUCAAUGAACUGACCAACAUAUCUGUGCCUCCAAUGAGUGACCUUGAGCUGGAGAACAUGAUCAAUGCCACCAUAAAGCAGGAUGAUCCAUUUAACAUUGACUUGGGUCAGCAAAGCCAGAGGAGCACUCCCAGGCCCUCCUUGCCUAUGGAGAAGACAGUGAUCAAAAGUGAAUACUCCCCUGGUCUCACCCAGGGCCCGUCGGGCUCUCCUCAGUUGAGGCCGCCAUCAGCUGGCCCUGCGUUCUCGAUGGCCACGUCGGCCCUGUCCACUUCAUCCCCAGUUCCUUCAGUCCCUCAGAGCCAGGCUCAGCCUCAGACAGCCUCAGGAGCAAGCCGGGCCCUGCCAAGCUGGCAGGAAGUAUCCCACGCCCAGCAGCUCAAGCAGAUCGCCGCAAACCGCCAGCAGCAUGCCCGGAUGCAGCAGCACCAGCCUACAAACUGGUCAGCCUUGCCCUCUCCCGCUGGGCCAUCUCCAGGUCAAUUUGGGCAGGAGAAAAUCCCCAGCCCUUCUUUUGGUCAGCAGCCAUUCAGCCCACAGAGCUCUCCCAUGCCUGGGGUAGCCGGUGGCAGCAGCCAGUCGAAAGUGAUGGCUAACUACAUGUACAAGGCCAGCCCCUCGGCCCAGGGAGGGCACCUGGAUGCACUCAUGCAGCAAAAGCCUCAGGAUCUCACUCGAAGUUUUAUUAACAGCUCACACACGGCCAUGGAACCCCGUCUUGGCAACACCAAGCCUUUGUUCCAUUUUAACUCAGAUCAAGCAAACCAACAGAUGCCUUCUGUUUUGCCUUCUCAAAACAAGCCUUCUCUCCUACACUACACCCAACAGCAGCAGCAGCAGCAGCAGCAGCAACCACAGAGCUCGAUUGCAGCUCAGCAGCAACAACAACGACAGCAGCAGCAACAGCAGCAGCAGCAGCAGCAGCAACAACAGCAGCAGCAGCAGCAACAACAGCAGCAGCAACAGCAACCACCAUCCCAGCCCACCCAACCUCUGUCAAACCAGCCUUUGCUAAGGUCGCCCUUGCCACUUCAGCAAAAGAUCCUGCUUCAGAAAAUGCAGAAUCAGCCCGUCACAGGAUUAGGAUACCAAGUCUCCCAACAGCACAGACAGGAUCAACACUCUGUGGUAGGCCAGAACACAGGCCCCAGUCCAAGUCCCAACUCCUGCUCAAAUCCAAACACUGGAAGUGGUUACAUGAACUCCCAGCAAUCACUGUUGAAUCAGCAGUUGAUGGGAAAGAAACAGACUCUACAGAGGCAGAUCAUGGAGCAGAAACAGCAACUUCUCCUGCAGCAGCAGAUGCUGGUGGAUGCGGAGAAAAUUGCUCCACAAGAUCAGAUAAACAGACAUUUGACAAGGCCACCCCCGGAUUACAAAGACCAAAGAAGAAAUGUGGGUAACAUACAACCAACUGCUCAGUAUUCUGGUGGCUCAUCAACAGUGAGUUUAAACUCUAACCAGACUUUGGCAAACCCAGUUUCAACGCACAGCAUUUUAACUCCAAAUUCCAGCCUUAUGUCUACUUCCCAUGGAACAAGAAUGCCAUCGUUAUCCACAGCAGUUCAGAACAUAGGGAUGUAUGGGAAUAUGCCUUGCAAUCAACCUGGCACAUACAGCAUCUCUUCAGGAAUGAAUCAAUUGACCCAACAGAGAAACCCAAACCAACUGAUAACAAAUCAAAACAACCCUCUAAUGCCACGACCACCUACCUUAGGGCCAAGUAGUAAUAAUAAUGUGGCCACUUUUGGAGCUGGACCUGUUGGCAAUUCACAACAACUGAGGCCAAAUUUAACCCAUGCUAUGGCAAGCAUGCCUGCGCAGAGAACAUCGAACGUAAUGAUCACAAAUAACACAACAGCACCCAACUGGGCCUCCCAAGAGGCAACAACCAAACAGCAGGAAGCCCUGAAGUCCGCAGGAGUCCGCUUCCCCACAGGUACACCUGCAGCCUAUACUCCAAACCAGUCAUUGCAACAAGCGGUAGGUAGCCAACAAUUUUCCCAGAGGGCAGUGGCUCCUCCUAAUCAGGUAACACCAGCAGUGCAAAUGAGACCUAUGAGCCAAAUGGGCCAGACAUUGAAUGGACAAACCAUAGGUCCACUCAGAAGUUUGAAUCUCAGACCCAAUCAGCUAAGCACUCAGAUUUUACCCAAUUUGAACCAGUCAGGAACAGGGUUGAGUCAGUCAAGGACAGGCAUAAGCCAGCCACCAUCUCUGACACCUGGCAAUUUUCCUUCGCCCAACCAAAGUUCCAGAGCUUUUCAAGGAACUGACCAUGGCAGUGACUUAGCUUUUGACUUUCUCAACCAACAGACUGAUAACAUGGGCCCUGCCCUAAACAGUGAUGCUGAUUUCAUUGAUUCUUUAUUGAAGACAGAGCCUGGUAAUGACGACUGGAUGAAAGACAUCAAUCUUGAUGAAAUCUUGGGGAACAACUCCUGAAGGAGAAAAGGGAGACAAUUCACCAACUCCAAGCAAGCACUAGAAGGCAGUAUUUUACAAGGACUCUGGAAAGGCUAACUGUUGACUUUUAGUAGGACUGCAUGAAGAUACCGUGGCUUAAAAGUGGAAAGCAGAAAGUAAAUGUGCUGAUGUACAUUUUGGUCCAAAUGCUCGUUUUCAAUCUCAAACCUGAAAGUAAAACAUUGGGAUCACUUUUCCCUGCCUAAACCCCAGGACACAGUAUCCAAUUUGUCCAAACAGAACUGUAAUGUUGACAUGUAAUUAGCUGUGCAAAAUAGGCUCCCCAAGUUCCUCCUCUCCCUGAAAGAAAAGUAAUACAACUUUUAGCUUGUUUAAAUCCCAUGUCAUGCAGAGGUAUUAGUUCCAAUCAACAAGCAACAAAUUCCUUAAUUUGCUCUAAUAGAUAUAUGUGGUUUCAUGUUUCCACUUUAUCUGUUCAUUUAGUUUUCCUAAAACUCCCUAGAUUGAAAUGGUACAGGUUUGCUUGGAGUAACCAAAAACACUGUCUUAAGUAAAGAAAAGCUGGAGAAACUAGAGGAUAUCCAGUGAAUUGUAGAAUAUCUUUCUCAGAUUCACCCCUCACUUUUUCAGUUUUCCCACUGAUCCUGUACCUCAGUAAGAUGCUGUAUCUAGUGAUGGAACAUGAGUGCAGAGCUGUCCAACUGUAUUUGGACUUCCACAACCAAUUUCCAAGUCCAUUCUCAAGUGUUAGAUACAAUCACAACCUGUCCAUGUUAUAGUGAAAUAUUACUGCACAUACAUCUGCAUCAGAUUUCACAAUUUAAAAAAGAAAGCACCCCAUCGGGCAUUGCUAUAAAGGAGAUGUAUUUGGCCACAAAUAACCUGGGUUGUUGUGUAUUGUAAUGGUCCCUGCUGGUCAGUUCCCAAGUAGAGUUAAAUUGAGUCUGGUCCUCGCUGAUUAUUUUGAUGACUAGGGACUGAUUGGAAAGAAAAGGAAGUUUGGAGGUCAAAACUGAGAUUAGAAGGUACCAUGUUUGGUAGAAGACAAGAAACAAAAGAUCAGACAAAGGAUGG